Messenger RNA from Topomyia yanbarensis, 1544 nucleotides. RefSeq lists its product as uncharacterized. Lineage: Eukaryota; Metazoa; Arthropoda; Insecta; Diptera; Culicidae. The transcript has 2 exons. The record is from RefSeq and is a predicted model, not a curated record. The coding region runs from base 223 to 1101 and encodes 292 amino acids.
GUUUUAAAGUGUUUUCUACAAAUUUUGUUUUGUGUCGUGAAAAAGUCCAGUGAAAAUCGAGAUUGUUUACAUCACCGGACCUGUGUGUAAUUACCCACAAAAAAUUCACGCGCUCAUUUCGCCAUCUGCACGCGAGUAGAGGAAAGUAUUUCCCACCAUAACUUGGCGCACAGUGAGACGAAAACGAAAAGUCGGAUCUAGGGCGGGUAGAAAAUCGGCAUUAUGACAAGUGCAUGCGAUCACUGCGCGAAAACCGUCAAAUCGGACGAUGACUUUAUCGAGUGCAUGGGAUUUUGCAAAAAUGUGGUGCAUAUGCAGUGCGGUAAACAACUCAACAAGCCGUUCUUGAAAAAACUUGCCGAAAAUCCAAAUUUAUUUUGGAUGUGCAAUGAAUGUGUCAAGUUGAUGAAGUUUGCUCGCUUUCGCGACACCGUUUCCUCGCUUGGAUGUGUUAUCGCUGCUAUCGCUGGGAAAACGGAUGACGUCUGUGCUGAACUAAAGGCAGAGUUAUCAAAAAAUAACCAGCAAAUUUCGCACCUCGCCAGAAAGGUUUCAACAGCCACUCCAGUCCGGCCAAAUUCCGGUACAUCUCGACCACCUCAGAAACGUCGUCGCGAGGAUGGUCCUGAUCCGAGCAGUAUUCUUGUCGGCGGUCGAAAGCUAGUCGAUAAUAGCAACAUUCUCACGGUUCCUCCUCCCACUCCGUUGCUCUGGAUGUAUCUUUCCCGCUUUCAUCCCAGCGUUAGCAAGGAGACAGUCGAAAAAAUGUCCAAAGAAGGGCUAAACUGCAACGAGGAAAUAAAGGUCAUUCCGCUUGUUAAAAAAGGCAUAGACGUCAGUACUCUGAACUUCAUAUCUUUCAAAGUUGGAGUUCACCCAAAGUACCGUGAAGCAGCUCUUAACCCUGACACAUGGCCGCAAGGCAUAUUGUUCAGGGAAUUUGAGGAUAGCCGUACCCAGAACAUUUGGUGCCCACCGACUGAUUUUCCUACGCCUUCGGAAGCCGCAUGUAUUCCGCUAAGUCAACCCGGCCCAUCAACCCUACAGAGGACUCCGCAACGAUUGGCAAUGCCACUAUACCAAGCUACACCGCCAUUGUGAAGGAGUGUCGACGCUGAUCGCAUACUGGGACGCAAUGCAGUUGGUACAAUGGAAGCCCUCGAUCCCCCCGCUACAGUCGAGCCCUUGCAGCCAGCGUUCAGCAGUCGUCCCGGUUCUGUAUGUGUGGGUGGAGAAGGGGUCUUCCAAGCCGCCUUUCUCGGCAAUUCAUCGUCCAACACUCGCCGUAAGCUACUACCGUCCCGUUCCUGCUCUCCGCAUCGCUCCAUCGGGGUUCAACGCAUACUGGGACGCACCGCAGUUGGCACUAUGGAAGCCCUCGAGCCCCCCGCCACAGUCGAGCAAUUGCAGCCAGCGAUCAUCAGUCGUCCCGGUCCUGUGUGUGGGAUGGGUGAAAGGGUCUUCCAACCCGCCACAAAUGGCAAGUAUACAUCUGAUCCGAACACUUCAAGCGCUGAUGUAUUCUUCGCUUCCAGUAAUUUGCC